This is a messenger RNA of Homalodisca vitripennis (glassy-winged sharpshooter), 697 nucleotides long. RefSeq lists its product as uncharacterized. The transcript is spliced from 3 exons. Lineage: Eukaryota; Metazoa; Arthropoda; Insecta; Hemiptera; Cicadellidae. The coding region runs from base 329 to 697 and encodes 122 amino acids. The record is from RefSeq and is a predicted model, not a curated record.
GUGUAUGAAGUGCAGUGUUUCGUGGGUUUAAAUUGAAAAGUAUUAUCAGUGGAAUUGUACUGUAUAGGGAAAUGGAGUGGAACCAAUCGUUUGAAAGCUUUCCAUCGAACAACUUCAAUUAUUGAUCUAUCAUUCAAAAGACAAUAAUAUUAAUUAUUCCAUAAAUAAGUCAGUUUAUUUGGUAUACAUUGUAAUUACUGACAAAAAUAUAUAAAUAUAAAUUCGUACGUUGUGAAAAACUUGUUUCAGUGUACUUUGUAAAGUUGAUUAAAUUAGUUUUUAAAGUUGAUGUCUUUAAAUAAAUUAGUAAAAGAACUGAGUGAAAAGGAUGUUCCUGAAGCUGGGGGCAAAUCGGCCUCAGCCUCAGCCUUCAGCAGCAGACAUGGCCGAUUACUAUCAGCAGUUGCUGAGUCAGAUGAGGAACCGGUCAGAGGCGCUGAGGCAAUCUGGGCUGAGCCACGAGGGGCUACAGGCACUCUUCAACUUUACCGAGGCCGACCUUGAGUUUCUGUUUAACACGAGCCGAGACCCUGAACCGGUGGUACCGGCCUACUGCGAGGGCACUCUUAGAGAGGUGGCUGCAGGUUACCGCCAAAUCCACAGAUAUGCGAGUCUUCUAGUCUGCGUGUUCGGGACCAUCGCUAACCUGCUGAACAUUAUCUUACUGACGCGCAAGAAGCUGGCGGGCACACUCUGA